This is a messenger RNA of Leptomonas pyrrhocoris, 847 nucleotides long. RefSeq lists its product as hypothetical. The coding region runs from base 224 to 847 and encodes 207 amino acids. The transcript has a single exon. The record is from RefSeq and is a predicted model, not a curated record. Lineage: Eukaryota; Euglenozoa; Kinetoplastea; Trypanosomatida; Trypanosomatidae.
GCGUCAGGCGUAUGCACAGACUUUCUGUCUUUCAACGCUAAUCGAUAUACAAGUACUUUAACGGUCAGCUGCUCCAAAGCAGCAAAUACCGCAAUUGUUUUGUUUUCCCCAGUGCUUUUUUUUUGUCUUCUCUCUUAAAACACAACGCUUUUGAGCUCGUUAAACGGCAGCAGCCCAGACAAUGAACCAUCCAAAUAGGCGCCUUGACACGUCAGAGGACGCCAUGGCGUACCACGUGGCGAGUCUACUGCGACAGCCAUCCCAUUCAAACACCCGCGACAUCGACACCCACUCGCUCCGCAGCAUGACGUCGCAAAUCGAGCAGUUUCUCUUUAUGGCACCGCAGGUGCCCGCCGUGCGAAUGGAGCCCGCGUGGACCGCCUCAGGCGACAACGACGAAGGGGAGCGGGGCGCACCAGAGCGGGGCGGACAGCCGGUGGUGGAGUUGAAUGUGGUGGCAGGUGUGCUAGAAGCGUGUGAUGCUGCUGCGCUGAAUGGCGGCAUGACAACUCUCACCGGCGUUUUGCUUCCUACGGCGGAGAAUCAGCGGGAGUUGCACCGCCGCAAGGUGGAGCAGGCGCAGGCGAUGCUGAACUUGAUAAGUGCGUUGACGCCUUCGCCCGAGGCGGCGCAUUCUAGCUACGGAGCAUCCAGGGAAAGCGGGCCCUCCUCUCAGGAAGCUGCGCAGGUGAGUCCAAAUUUGUCCACGCGUGUGCUGCGGCACUUCUCCAGCAGUGAUAGCGACGACGGCGAGGUGGCCGUGAUGGACGCGGAUGACUUGAAUGACGAAGACACGAGCGAUGACGAUAUGCCUGCUCAGCGGCGACGCAUUCAGGAGAUGAACUGA